AUGGCUUCCGAUACCGCUUCUCGUUCGAGUUCCGCGGCCGAUUCCUACAUUGGUUGCUUGAUCAGUUUGACGUCCAAGAGUGAGAUCAGAUACGAGGGCGUUCUCUACAACAUCAACACCGAUGAAUCCAGUAUUGGGUUGAAAAAUGUGCGCUCUUUUGGAACUGAAGGAAGGAAAAAGGACGGUCCACAAAUUCUGCCAGGUGACAAGGUCUAUGAGUAUAUACUCUUCCGUGGAACAGACAUCAAGGAUUUACAGGUGAAAUCUUCUCCACCUGUCCAGCCUACUGCACCAACAAAUACCGACCCAGCUAUUAUUCAGUCUCAGUAUCCCCGCUUAGCCACACCAUCUACAAGUUUACCAGCUGCAAGUGGAUCUUUGACUGAUGCCAGUCCUCAUACAACACAGCUUGGACACCCAGGGUCAAAUUUUCAAGGGCCUUUGUAUCAACCUGGAGGAAAUGUAGUAUCAUGGGGAGCUUCUUCGCCUUCUCCAAAUGCAAAUGGUGGUGGGCUUGCUAUGCCAAUGUAUUGGCAAGGAUAUUAUGGCGCCCCAAAUGGGCUUCCUCAGUUACAUCAGCAAUCUUUGCUGCGACCUCCUCCUGGCUUAUCCAUGCCUUCAUCCAUGCAGCAGCCAAUGCCUUCAUCUAUGCAGCAGCCAAUGCCUUCCUCUAUGCAGCAGCCUAUGCCUUCCUCUUUGCAGCAGCCUAUGCCUUCAUCUUUGCAGCAGCACAUGCCUUCAUCUUUGCAGCAGCACAUGCCUUCAUCGAUGCAGCAGCCAUUGCAUUAUCCCAAUUUUAGCCCUUCUUUGCCAACUGGGCCUUCAAGUUUUCCAGAAUUCCCUUCAGCUUUCAUCCCUGUGGUUCCAAACAAGGCACCAACUGCGUCCCUUCCUGCAGUCACACUAGCUCCAAGUUUGUCAUACCAAACUGUACCCCAGCAGAUGGCUCCUUCAAUUGUUGGCUCUUCGAAUUCUAUCCGCACAGAACCACCUGUCCCUUCCCUGGUAACCCCAGCUCAAUUAUUGCAGUCUGGGCAAUCUGUAGUAGCUUCAUCCAAGCCUUUGCAAACAGCACAUAAGGAUGUUGAAGUGGUUCCGGUAUCAUCUGCUUCACCUCCAGAGCCAUCUGUGUCUGUCGCUGCUGAAUCCCAGCCACCUAUACUUCCUUUGCCAGUGACUUCACGGCCUACUCACAGGCCCGGUGGAGCUUCUAGCCAAACUCAUGGCUAUGGUUACAGGGGACGUGGAAGAGGAAGGGGAAUCCAGGGUUUCCGCCCAGCCGAAAGAUUCACUGAGGACUUUGACUUCACAGCAAUGAAUGAGAAGUUCAAAAAGGAUGAAGUAUGGGGUCACCUAGGUAAAAGUAACAAGAAAGACGGGGAAGAAAAUGCAAGUGAUGAAGAUGGUGGUCAAUAUGAAGACGAUGGUGAUGUAUCAAACUUGGAGGUCAAGCCUGUUUAUAACAAGGAUGAUUUCUUUGACUCACUCUCCUGCAACUCACUCAAUAAUGAUCCCCAAAAUGGAAGGAUUAGAUAUUCAGACCAAAUCAAGAUGGAUACCGAGACAUUUGGUGAUUUUACGAGGCAUCGUGGUGGCUGGGGUGGCCGUGGUCCAUGGCGCGGUGGUGGUGGCGGACGUGCUCGAGGUGGUGGUUUUUAUGGAAGGGGGUAUGGCUAUGGUGGUGGAAGAGGAAGAGGUGGUCGUGGCAUGUCUGGCGGUCGUUUUUAG
Vicia faba (fava bean) is the source of this 1728-nucleotide messenger RNA. The record is from the annotation of a GenBank genome assembly. Lineage: Eukaryota; Viridiplantae; Streptophyta; Magnoliopsida; Fabales; Fabaceae.